AACUAUAGAAUUUUUCAAUCAAAUAUCUAAAUAGAUUAUAUUAAGGUCAAAAGUUGAUCUGUUCUCGUAGAUUUAUCUCUAGGAAACAAAUUAGCAGGUGAAAACACUUAAAUACUGUGGAUUUUAUGUCAUGUUAAUGGAAUUUGAUUUGAUCUUGUCUUUUCGAACAGACGUGAGGAUUAUACAGUGAGCAAAAGAAUAUAUUUAAACGUUGACGUUAUGAAGUUACGUGAAUUUGCCCUGUUUGGCGCUUAUUGUGCAAUUGUGAUUAACCUUAAUGUGGUUCCAGUAUCUGCAGCAGAUACGAGCGGAUUUCAAUGUGAGAAGUUCCUUGAUGACGAAAAUCUAAAGAAUCUUAUCAAUACGAAACAGCAGUUGGCAUCACCUUGUCCGUGUUAUGAACACCAAAUGGAGUUUGAGUACUCCUUUAAACAAAACAAUCACUGCUACACAGAAUGGUUCUUCACAGAUGGAGUGAAACAAAAGUGCUGCUACAGUCAGUAUGGCAAGCUCAUCACAACGGCUCCAGAUGCAGGGUUCGUGCAUUUUUCUGAUGCAGAAGUGCAAAUGGAAGACCUGCGUCAACUGUGUUGUAGUAGAAGCGAGCAGCUCUGUGAAUCAUUCUACCGCUUGAAUGUACCUGAUACGUGUGAAAAGUGGUCAUUUUCAACAACAGUACAAUCUGGUGGUGAUACAGAAAUAGAGAGUAUAGACAAUUUCCGGUACUCAUUCAACGGACAUGGGGAGUAUAUCUUUCUGCGUGCUAACGGUUCUGAUGGAGAUUUGGAAGUGCAAAUACGAACGGAUUACGUUGUUCCCGGCAAUAAAGACGCAACGGAAAUUGUCGCCUUUGCGAUCCAAGUAAAGAACACCAAAAAUUCUGAGACUGUUCAUAUCAUUAAGAAUACGACAAGUGGAAAGGUUUUGUACCUCAAUGCCAGUAGUCCCUUUUCUGGCGUGCCAAAACAAACAGAUUGUUUCUCAGUGUUCCCAUCGGGUUUAAAUGCGUUUCGACUGACACCGAUAGUAAAAAUCCCAUGGCUGCAACACUUUGAGUUUCCUGCUCUCCCGUAUUUAACCGUCAACAUCAAGAACAAGAGAGGCAACCAUAAUAUUACAGGUGUACACGGACUAGCGGAAAAUGCUAUAGAAGAAAAGUAUUUUUUUCGAAAUGGAAGUCACUGUACCAAAAAUUGUUCGGAAUACGAAAUGUUCCGUUUUGGUGAAUCUUGGUCAUUGGAGAAAUAUGAGAACGAGUCAGUCUUUGACUACGACUUGACAAAGGGUAAUUUUUCAAUGUACAAUCAUCAACACACUAGCCCGAGAUUUUUGGAAAAUUUACUUGGCAAUUUAACGGCUCUCUUCGAAAACUAUACAGAAGGCAAUAUAACGGAGUUUAACAGAACGUGCCGCAAUAGCUGGGACAAUACGACUGACAACGAGUGUCUGCUUGCUAUUGCUAGAACACAUGAUAUAAGCGUAGGGAGUAACGUGCAUGAGACAAACGAACAAGACCACGAUGAGUAUUUACGCAGACAUGAUAAGCCACCUAAGUUUUUGGAAACAAUGCCGACUUCAGUAAAUCUCAUUUAUGGGCUAAACGAAUCGUUUUCGAUUAAUCUCAUAGAUUGCAUCAAUGAUGAAAACAAGGAAAGACUAAAUUUUACAGUUGAGCCGGAUUUUGAGGAAUAUUCUAUAGAUAAUGGCGUCUUCAAUUGGAUAAUCGGGACAGGGCUUCGCAAUUCAAACACUACUGGUGUUAUCAAUUUUAUGGUGACUGACCGGUUUAAGCAUACGGUUAAUCAUGCAUUGAAGUUCACGUAUUGUGGCUGCGAAAACAAUACUGAAUGCGAUUAUAGUCACAUGAGAGACAUAAAUGAAUGUACAAGUGACGCUACUAACCGAUGCGAAGAAAAGACCACGUGUAACGAUACCGUAGGCUCCUAUACAUGUUCCUGCAGUGGUGGAUUUAACAUCGAUGCUGACGGAAGACAUUGUAACGACGUAAAUGAGUGCGAGUCUGUAUAUCCGCGGCUUUGUGCCGACGAUCAGCAGACGUGUUUAAAUACAAGGGGAAGCUAUCAGUGCGUGUGUCUUUCUGGAUAUUCCAAGUCUUCGGAUGGCAAAUCAUGCGAAAAGAUACAUGGGACGAUGUACUUUAGCGCGUUGUUUAUUGACAUAGACACCACUGACGGCGAGCCUCCAACAAAUGAUUCAUUGAAUACACUGAACAACAUGUUAUCAACAGAAAAGCAGCUCACAAACCUCUUGAAUGGCACUGUAUCCGGAUUCAUAAGCGUAACCGUGCAAAGUAUAAUAAUAAUCAGCAGAAUUUCUCGUAAACGCCAAACAGUGAGGGACAGUUUACGUAUCGACUACAAUAUACAUCUGAACACUUCCAUGACAUUUAAUGAACAGUAUAUUACCAAUACAAUCAGAAAGGGGCUGCCGGAUAAUAAUGCCAUCGUACAUAUUGCUGGAGUACCUGUAUUUGCAGAAACGUUAGCUGCAGUACCUCACAAAGAGAAUGAACUGGGCCUUUGUGAUAUUGGACCACCGAAAACUAACUGUGAUCUCCGAAGUACACACUGUGUAAACCGUAAUGCGUCUGAAAAUUACUUUGCAUGCAAAUGUAAAUACGGAUAUACCGAAUCGAAGCCACCAUCUCCCAUCUACUGUGACGAUGUGGACGAGUGUAGUUUUUUUAAACAAAACGAAACGAUGGAUGAACGAUGUGUACAUGGCAUUUGUAUAAAUCAAAAUGGCGAUUGGAAUUGUUCAUGCCCUGCAGAUAGAUCUUGGAUGUCCGUUGGUCAAGAUGUGGCUACAUUCCGGUGUCAAGGCAACUACACAUAUAUAGGGACUGUAAGCUUUUCCAGGAUUGUAAAUCAUAGUACAACCUCGACAAUUGAAUCGUUUUUGCUGACGGAGCUCAGAAAACCUUUGCAAAGCAAUGGAUCGGUUGCUGUAGCGGACAACACAUCUAUUGUUAUUAAAGACGUGUUUGUAAACCUCACCAUUUCGCAGAUUUUGGAGAACAAAAUUCCCCUGACCGCUUUAAAUAAGUACUCUUAUGAGUUUCAAAUAAGACUUGGCGAACCAAUCUUAACAGAUGAUUUGGAUCGCAUUAUGAAAACGUAUUUUAAUAAAAAUAGAACUGUUGAUGUACACGGUACUACCUUCUACGACUUUGGUAUAUUCAAUGACUCAAGCAAUAUACUUUGCACCCGGAAUAACAACAGCGAAUGUGACAUGGCGUCAACGGUGUGUAGGCAGUCAAAUGGUCAAACAUACUGCGAUUGUAAAGAUGGGUAUAAGAGAUAUCGCCAGGAAGACGUCUUUACUUGUCAAGAUAUAAAUGAGUGUAAUGAAGAGAAGGUGUCGUGCAAAGGUGGUGGCACAUGCCUUAAUCUCCCUGGUAACUGGACUUGCGCUUGCCCACAACUUACUGAACCUGUAAUAUACAACACAUCAUAUAUAGAAUGUUCCGAAUCUGCUUUUAAUGUUUGUACAGUUUUCAAGGAAUUUAAGUGUUUCAAUGGAGAUCGAGCCUGUGAAAACAACACUUGGGCAUGUAAUUGCAACGACGGUUUUGAAUUGCAUGGAAAGGGAGUCUAUUCAAAAUGUACAGAAAUCGAUGAAUGUUCAGUGAAAGAAAGGUGCGGAACAAGUUUGUCCGGAAUCUGCACAAACACGAUUGGAAAUUACACUUGUAAUUGCAAUCUUGGGUAUUUCCUCAAUGCCUCUUAUGUAUGUGAAGAUAUUAAUGAAUGUAAAUCAAACCCGUGUGGCAACGGUAACUGUAGUAACACAGACGGACUCUUCGAGUGCAGCUGUAACCAAGGAUAUGAAUAUGAUAACCUGACAUGUGUUGAUAUAAACGAAUGCAUCAAAAGCACGUAUUCUUGCAAUGGAACAUGCCACAAUGGAGCUGGUAACUGGAGCUGCGAGUGCGGCAACGGCUACAACAAGAGUCAUGAUGAUGGAGGCAACCAUAUAUCCUGCAUUGAUAUCGACGAAUGUAGCAUCAACAACAACUAUUCAUGCAACGGUAGCUGUGUAAACACUCCUGGAAAUUGGACCUGCGAUUGUCCGACAGGAUAUACUGCAGUCAAUCUUAACGAAUUGAACGUUUUGUGUUCCGAUAUUGAUGAGUGUGUUUCAUCGCCGUGCGGUAAUGGAACCUGCAAUAAUAUAAACGGUAGCUUCACAUGUACAUGUGGAAGCGGAUUCAUGCAAAAAAACAAAAGAUCAUCAUGCAUUGAUAUUGACGAAUGUGGGCGGAACGAACCUUUAUCGUGUGUAAACCACACUGAGUGUAUAAACUACAAUGGUGGUUGGAAUUGCUCUUGCCAGGAAGGAUUCGAACCUGUUUCAAUCAAUAAUUACACAAUAGAAUGUCAAGCUCAGUCGAACUACAACAAGUGCAGUUCUGUUGACGAUUUCGAAUGCAAUCAAGGUGAAGUUGUUUGCAAAGAUAAUGUGUUGGAGUGCCGAUGCAGUAUCGGAUACAUCUUGUCAGGGUCCAGUUGCAUUGAUAUGGAUGAAUGCAAGCUUCAGCCAUGUGUACAUGGAAGAUGCAAAAAUACCGUGGGGAGCUAUUUUUGUAUCUGCAACACGGGGUUUGAACUUAACAGUGCAGGACAGAACGAAACAUGCAUUGACGUUGACGAAUGUCAGAUGGACCAUUUUCCAUGCGGGGACAAUCAAUCGGCGCAGUGUACAAAUGGUGAAGGAAACUAUUCUUGCAUCUGUAACGAGGGCUUUAAAUUCCGUAGCAACAGUAAUAAUAUAUGUGAUGACAUCAAUGAGUGCAGUGACAAUACCCACAUAUGUAACGGAGGAACGUGUCAUAACCAUAUGGGCAACUGGAGCUGCGAAUGUCCAAAGGGAUUUAAUAAAAACACCAGUGCUGAUGGAUUGAACCAAUCAUGUUCUGAUAUCAACGAGUGUGCAACAGAGCCAUACCCGUGUAUAGAUUCUAUUGACUGUAUUAAUACCCCGGGUUCAUGGCGAUGUAUGUGUGAUGGAAAACGUGUGAGCAAGAAGUUUAAUGAUACGACGAUUGAGUGUCUAAAGGAUUUCCAGUACCUAGCUAGUGUAAAUGUCAACUUUAAUCCGGAGAAAACUCCCAAGCAAACGGAGAUUGAAACAUACCUGCCUUUUGCUAUUUCAAAAGUCUUUAAUAGUUCUGAGUUGACAUCGCCCAUACUUGUGCCUAUAGAGAUUACAAAUUCGUCCAGGGAAGAACUAAUGAAACGGUUGUCGGCGGAUACAUUUGACAUGUCGAUCAAAUUCAUUUUGCAUUUAACACAUCCAGCAAACACAACCACCAUUCAAAAGGCCUGGUCGUCCGUAUUUAGCAAACACCCUGAUCUCCGCACUAUCACCACAAACGUAUCAACAACAACUAUACGUCUGAGCGUAGAACUUGACGCCGGCCAUGAGGAAUAUGCGUUCGUAUUUACCGUUAGCUUCAACCUUAAUGGUAAUGAUACCAAUGGGUCGAUAUCGGACAGAUAUAUCAUAACAGAGAUAGAAAAGGUUUACAAUGACACGUAUCCAGGUGUCUCUGUCUGGAUUGAAAUUAUACCAGAGAGCAGUUCAAAUUCUGCGAGGCGUAAGAGAGGAGUAUCCGUGCCUACUAAGAAUGUUAAUUUCAUCGCACAUUUUACUGACACAUCGAAUGAGACAGUUACUGAGGAAGAUAUAAAAAAGAGAUUGGAAGACAUUGUUAAUGAGACACAAUCAAGUAGACCAUUGCUGUCUGGAAUGAAAGUCAUUAUAAACAAUUCAGAUGCAAUUGAUUUGUGUAACAUCAGCAAACAGUGUGAAAAAUCUACAACCACGUGUACCUCCAAUGCAAAUAAAAUCGCCUGUUUUUGCAAGGAAGGAUUUAUAAACAACACGAAGAUAAACGGCUCAUACCAGUGUUUUUCGGCAGCUGACCAAACCCGAUCUACUUCACACAAGCCAACCGGAAUACCUGAUUCCACAACUUCAGAGCAACCAAACGUGGCUACAAAGAAGAUCUAUCCGUCGGAAAGUUCGGACAAGAAAAGUCAGACCGCAUUUAUUGCAACAGUCGCGGGACUUGGUGGACUUGUUCUUAUACUCAGCGUGGUCGUUGUUGUAGUGUGCAGGCAACGAACAAAAAAGUCUAAGGAGGCUGAACAAAUACAGUUAAAAGAGAGUGAAAAGAACAGGCGAACAGGAUUUGAAGGCUCGUUCCUCGACAAGAAUUACAUAGGCAGACAUUCGGAUUCUAAGAAUAGGAAUGACCGACCUUACCCUGGCGGCCCAUUUAAGCCUAUUUCAAAUGGCCGACCUAGUUCUUUUCAGCCAAUAGAUACUGCAACUGCAUUCCAUAAUGGUGGAUAUGAAAGCAGCGACCGACGAAUGUCUGAACCAUUGUAUUCAAAGACAAACAAACCGUCGGUUGACGUGUACCCGCCAUCAGAUUAUUCAAAUAGAAAACCUUUCACACAAGACAUGGUUCGGGUGUUUCCGGAAACGAACGGAGUCCGUUCACCAAGGUUACGAUCUACUUCAACAGGUGUCGACACUGGACGAGUGUUGCCAGUCCGCGAACCCAAACCAGAUUACGAUGCGCCAGCUUCACCGCAACCGGAUUAUCAUCGUCGCAGUAGAUCACGUGAUAGGCUGAAUAUGUCACGUGACAGCGGAUUGAACGGUUUCAACAGCAGCGGAAGUAUGGAGCAUACGCGGUCACGUGACAGUCAUGGAUACGGAAGCCUGGAGGGAGGUCGCGCAGCCAGGCGGAACACGCAGUUUUAAGGUCACCGUGUUAUGUACAUUAGCAAAAAGGCAUAAUAUAAGUGUAUGUAGCAGCUUGAAACAGUGUGACCUGUUUGAACAUGAAAGAGAUACAUGAAUACCAGUAGGCGAGUUGCUCUCGGACAGAACUAUUUCUCGGACAGGCACGAUGUUCGCCUUAUUUUGGAAUAUAUUUGUAUCCAUUUCAUCGUCAUGCAAUCACGAAGAUAUUAAUUGCAUUUAAGGCAUUAUAUUGUAUCCUAAUCAAGAAAACUAUAUAUAUAUUUUGAUUUUAUAUUUUCAAUACGGUGAGUGCGACUAACGAAGUGUACGCAAACUUGUAUUUGUAGCUACACGUACAGAUUAUAGUUGCAAUUAAGUUAAACAACACGAGCUAUAAUAAAGCUUGUGAUUUUCAAUAAGCUGUUGACGCAUUAGUUAUCUUUCUUGUGUUAGCGAAGAUGAAUUUUAAAACUAAUAAAUGUAUACAUAUUUGGAUGCCGUAUUGCCGACAGUCCAAACGUACACGUUACCAUACUAGUAUCGUCUCACAAUAGUAUAUCAUAUAUUUUGUUGUGUGUUGAACACAUCGUUUUACCUGUCUGCCCUAUUUAUUUUUAUCACUACAUUUAAGCCUUCAUGUCAUAUGUUCGUCAAAAGUUGUUUUACAAUGCCGUUUCUUUUCAAAUGAAACGGUCGCUUUCUUACUCAUUACUAUUUAUAGCUUUAGAGACCGUUUCUAACAAAUAUAAAACAUAUGUGACGGCUUAAUGUUUAAUUAAUUAUGUCUCUUAAACUGUCUCGUACAGACAUAGAUAGUGUGUGACUCAUAUAUUUUAAUAUCAAUUAUCCAUGUAAGCUUUCUCAUCAUCCUCAUACAAACAUAGAUAGUGUGCGACUCAAUUAUUUUAAUAUCAAUUAUCCAUGUAAGCUUACUCAUCUGCCUCGUACAAACAUUGAUAGUGUGCGACUCAUAUUUUUUCAUAUCAAUUAUCCAUGUAAGCUUACUCAUCUGCCUCAUACAAACAUUGAUAGUGUGCGACUCAUAUAUUUUAAUAUCAAUUAUCCAUGUAAGCUUACUCAUCUGCCUCGUACAAACAUUGAUAGUGUGCGACUCAUAUAUUUUAAUAUCAUUUGUCCAUUAUAGCCUUUAUACCUGUCCCAUACAAACAUAGAUAGUGUUAUAUUCAUAUCUUUAAAUAUCGAGUGACUAAUUAAGCAUACUCACCGGUCUCGUACAAACAUAGAUAGUGUGCGACUCAUACAUUUUAUUAUCAAUUGUCUAUUAAGCAUAAUUAUCCGUCUCAUACAAAUAGAGGUAGCUUGGGCAUUGUUCUCAUAGAAGUGUAAAACGAUUUUGAUUGGCUCCAUUUUCUGAAAUCAUGGGAAAUACAAUUGUAAAGCACUUAUGUUCAUCUAACUACUCAAGUAUUCGUUUUACAAUAACAAGCAGCUUUUCAUUUCUAUAUAAGCAUUGUUUAACCUUGAUGUUUAGAAGAAAAUAACAUAUUCAACCAGCAGCAUCUACAUCGUAUUAUUUACUUGGCAUUGUUAUUUCAGCUGGUAUAGUUUUUGCUUGUUUAGUAUCAAGACCAUAUUAUUUUCACAUUGUGUAUACCGACGAUUAAAACAUAAUCUCGCAAUAUAACCACACUAGAGCAGAUAUCACAUGCUAAAUAUCAAGUUGUUUGACUGAUUGAAUUCUGUUUUACCUAAGGAGACAGAAUUACUUAUACCAUAAAAAAAAUCAUUAUUGAAGUAAUGUGCAGGCCCGGGUCUAUGGCCCAUACCCUGCUGUUUGUUUGAAUGCAUGUUACGCUUAGGUGUGUUUUCCUAUAUAUGUAUGGAUAUAUAACAACAAAAACAACAACAAUGAAGACAAGAAGAACGUUAUCAAGAAAGACUGGCCAAUAUUUUUACCUGAAGCAAAAAACUGCUACCAUUUUCAUUUCAAAGGCAUUUUGUUUCGUUUAAAUACUAUUUUUGAAAUAAUUUACAGACCUGGGUCUAAAAUGCAUACGUAGACCUACACUUGUGCCUGUGCAAUUUUAAGAUCCCCGGAAAUAUUGACUUUUUCAUUUAACUAUGGUUGAACGUGACCUAUUAUAAAGCAUUGCUUUGAAAUAAAUGUUUAUGAAAUAAUCAUUAGGAGGAUACUUUUAGUGUAAGGCUAAUGUGUCCUUUCCUCCUUGUAUAUAUUGAACUCAUUGUGUAAACGAUUGUGGUGAUUAGGGAAUACAAUAGUGAUAUCUCAUAUAGUUCUACAAGUAUUAUUAAAAUAAUUAUAGAGCAAUAACUUGUAUCAUUGUGUGUUUGGUUUAAUUUCAUGAU
Molecule: messenger RNA, 9108 nt
Organism: Mya arenaria
Lineage: Eukaryota; Metazoa; Mollusca; Bivalvia; Myida; Myidae
Exons: 46
Coding region: 220-6798 (2192 amino acids)
Molecular function (GO): calcium ion binding
Source: RefSeq, a predicted model, not a curated record